GUUUAUUAUGCAAUUAUUAUCUUAAUUAUGUGGAAUAAGUGACUAUAUAAAUAAAGCUUCAUAGAAAAAGUAAAAAAUGACGCAAGAAUUUCAAGUAUUGCAAUGUUACAAAUGCAACACAUUUCAAGUAAAUCAGGUUAAAAAAAGCACAAAUAAGUGGCAAUGUAAAAUUUGCAAUGAAAAGCAAUCAGUCAGAGUUGUUCACUUUGUUGGGAUAGCAAAAGAUUGUCGUCAACAUUGUCAGGAAGUCAAUUUAAAAAAAGGAAAUGAUCUUGAGAAGAAAAAACUUACUAAUCUUCAUCAAGAUAAUCUUGCUGAAUCUGCUGUUCGUUUAUGUAACAACAACUGUAAUGUUUUUCCGUGUGACAAUGUUGAAAGUUUAUUAGUCUCUAGUGAUCAAUCCAACAGCACGCCUAACAGGUGGUUGAAGUUUUGCACUAAUUCAUUAGAAAACGAAGGAUCGGAUGACGAUGAUUUAAAUCAAUUUGAUGGACAGAUGAGGUCGUCGAAUAAAAAAAGAAAAUUGAACAUAAAAAGUGAUAUUUGUAAUGAGAAGUUUCAAAAAACAAAUGAUGAAUAUAAAGAGUACGAAAAUAAAAAAUUUAAAAUUGUUCGUAAUUUAAACUUAAAAGAAAAUGUAAAAAAAGACGAUCCAAGUAUAACUGAACAAAAUUCGGAAAGUAAAUCACAUGUUUUAUCUAGUACAAACUUUAAACUAAAUAGCAUAUCUCAAAAUAAGCAACAGGAAACUACAAUUAAAAGUGAAACUUCAAAAUGGUCCCGUUAUAUCUCUUCAUAAAUGUAUGAAUUAUUUACAAUGGAUAUUGAAAGUAAACGUUGUAACAAACACGGGAAAAAGUAACGAACACGGGAAGCAGCAAAAAGUGCGUAACAAUAAAUAAUCUUUCAGAUUUUUCAUUUGUUUUAUUUUUCUUGUAAAAACAGCAGCUGUUGAAAUUCAAGAUUUUAAAAGAUGUGCAAA
Molecule: messenger RNA, 982 nt
Organism: Hydra vulgaris (swiftwater hydra)
Lineage: Eukaryota; Metazoa; Cnidaria; Hydrozoa; Anthoathecata; Hydridae
Product: MRN complex-interacting protein
Biological process (GO): mitotic G2 DNA damage checkpoint signaling
Cellular component (GO): nucleus
Molecular function (GO): chromatin binding
Source: RefSeq, a predicted model, not a curated record